CCUCGAUGAUCUUCAGAUGCAACGCGUAGCCGUCUCUGAAUCUGAAUUAUCGUUUUGGGUUCCAGUGCGAUGGAUCAGAUUUGAUUAUCCGCUUAGUCUUGGAUGAUAGAUCUUGUAGUCUCGUGACCUUCUAGGUGUCGGCAUUUUGGACUGCGCAGUUGGGAUGUCUUCAGCUCAGGACCCGUUUUAUAUUGUCAAGGACGAGAUUCAGGAUUCGAUUGAUAAGUUGCUUUCGACAUAUCACCAAUGGGAACGGAUACCUUCUGAUACGGGAGAGCAACAUCAUCUGACCAAAGAGCUUCUUUCUGGAUGUGAAAGUAUUGAAUGGCAGGUGGAUGAAUUAGAGAAGACAAUCGCAGUUGCAGCUAGAGAUCCUUCUUGGUAUGGUAUUAAUGAAACAGAGCUUGAUAAACGAAGAAGAUGGACCAGCAAUGCUCGUACUCAGGUGCAAAAUGUGAAGAGAACUGUAGCUAGUGGAAAUGAGUUGAAUGGCACAAGCACCUCAAAUAUCAAUGGAUUGCGGAGGGAACUUAUGAGACUCCCUGAUCCCCACCAAGCUGAUAAAUCAGCUCACUAUGCUACCCAGCACAAUGAUGAUUUCAUAUCAUCAGAAUCAGAUAGACAACUUCUUCUGAUGAGGCAACAAGAUGAAGAGCUAGAUGAACUCAGUGCUAGUGUGCAAAGAAUUGGAGGUGUCGGGCUCACGAUUCAUGAAGAGCUCCUUGCGCAGGAGAAGAUUAUAGAUGAAUUGGGCACAGAAAUGGACAGCACAACAAACCGACUCGAUUUUGUUCAGAAAAAAGUUGCCAUGGUUAUGAAGAAGGCUAGCUUAAAAGGGCAAAUCUUGAUGGUUGUGUUCUUACUCGUUCUGUUUAUAAUCCUAUUUGUGCUUGUCUUCCUCACAUAGAGAGCUCGAAAAUUAUGAAACUGAGAACGAGAAUUCUGGGUUACAAUAAAAAAAAUGCUUUGCUUUCUGACUGUAAAUGGAAUAUUUGCCGGAUUAAAGAGAUCCUUGAACUUGGGAACAGACACCGUAUACUGGUUGUGGUUGGGAUUCUGUGAUUUAAUUUUUCUUUAAUGUGAUAGUUUUGUGGAUUUCAGUUUUGGUUGUAGACGUUAAGCUUGCCCGUUGGUAUCUAUCACUUUGAUCUGUUGAUAA
This is a messenger RNA of Andrographis paniculata, 1159 nucleotides long. RefSeq names its product syntaxin-61. Gene Ontology annotation, cellular component: membrane. The transcript has 7 exons. Bases 164 to 907 code for a protein of 247 amino acids. Gene Ontology annotation, molecular function: SNAP receptor activity. Gene Ontology annotation, biological process: Golgi vesicle transport; intracellular protein transport. The record is from RefSeq and is a predicted model, not a curated record. NCBI's taxonomy places the organism in Eukaryota, Viridiplantae, Streptophyta, Magnoliopsida, Lamiales, Acanthaceae.